Molecule: messenger RNA, 3401 nt
Organism: Amphibalanus amphitrite
Lineage: Eukaryota; Metazoa; Arthropoda; Thecostraca; Balanomorpha; Balanidae
Product: transcriptional repressor CTCFL-like
Exons: 11
Coding region: 136-2253 (705 amino acids)
Biological process (GO): regulation of transcription by RNA polymerase II
Cellular component (GO): nucleus
Molecular function (GO): DNA-binding transcription activator activity, RNA polymerase II-specific; RNA polymerase II cis-regulatory region sequence-specific DNA binding
Source: RefSeq, a predicted model, not a curated record
UUGAUCAUAGGUCAAUUGGUUUUCACCUAGAUUGCUGACUGAGGCAAGUGCUUGACGUGAGACCCGGUUAUCUGUGCAGAACUCGAGACGAAUUAGAUACACUACAGGUGCACAGACACGCAGGACGGCCUGAAAAUGGAAACCCAAGAAAACAUGACGGACAUCCAGAAUUAUCUGGAUAAUUUCCAGAAAGAUCUUCAAACUAACACCAGCGACCCUGCCGGCAGCGCGGGCGGCGAGGUGGGACAGGUGUACGUGGACCAGUCGGGACAGUACUUCAUCCGAGAGGCCACCGAGGAGGAUGGCGGCCUGCGACGAUCCAAGCGGGUGCGGACGGCCACGGCGGUGACGGCGGACGCGGCGAUGGUGCAGGCGUCCGGGGAGGCGGGCCAGACUGUGCAGCUGGCGGCCGGCGGCCAGGCGGUGGCAGCCGCCGCCGGCGGCGCCUAUCAGACGGUCACACUGGUCCCCUCCGACGGCAACUCGGACGAAGUCAGCUAUGUGCUCAUUGUGCAGCCGGACGCCGAGGAGGGCCAGAAGCAGGAGGGCGACGACCAGACGAUCGGCGUGUACGACUUUGACGACGGGGACGAGCAGCCAGAGGAGGAGGAGUCGGGUGAGGAGGACGACAAGGCCCGCGUCACGCGGAUCGCUCCCAGGAAGUCUUCCCAGACGGUCUCGCAGGCGCACAUGUGCAGCUACUGCAACUAUACCAGUCCAAAGAGGUACCUGCUGUCGCGCCACAUGAAGUCCCACUCGGAGGAGCGGCCGCACAAGUGCUCCGUCUGCGAGCGCGGCUUCAAGACGCUGGCCUCGCUGCAGAACCACGUCAACACGCACACGGGCACCAAGCCGCACUGCUGCAAGUUCUGCGACGCCAACUUCACCACAUCGGGCGAGCUGGUGCGCCACGUGCGCUACAUCCACACCAAGGAGAAGCCGCACACCUGCCCAGAGUGCGACUACUCGAGUGUCGAGCUGAGCAAGCUGCGCCGCCACAUGCGCUCGCACACGGGCGAGCGGCCCUACCAGUGCCCGCACUGCACGUACGCCUCGCCGGACACGUUCAAGCUGAAGCGCCACCUGCGGAUCCACACCGGGGAGAAGCCGUACGAGUGUGACAUCUGUGGCUCGCGCUUCACGCAGAGUAACUCUCUGAAGGCGCACAGGCAGAUCCACUCGGGGGAGAAGCCGGUCUACCACUGCGAGCUGUGCCCGACCACCUGCGGGCGUAAGACCGACCUGCGCAUCCACGUGCAGAAGCUGCACACCUCCGACCGGCCCAUCAAGUGCAAACGCUGCGGGAAGAGCUUCCCGGACCGCUACUCGUUCAAGCUGCACAGCAAGACGCACGAGGGUGAGAAGUGUUUCAAGUGCGACCUCUGCCCGUACAUGUCAACCUCGCAGCGGCACCUUGAGUCGCAUAUGCUGGUCCACACCGACCAGAAGCCGUUCGUCUGCCAGCACUGCGACCAGUCGUUCCGACAGAAGCAGCUGCUGAAGCGGCACGUCAACCUCUACCACAACCCCAACUACAUUCCGCCACAGCCGCGCGAGAAGACGCACGAGUGCCCCGAGUGCGGCCGCGCCUUCCGCCACAAGGGCAACCUGAUCCGCCACCUGGCCAUCCACGACCCGGAGGCCAGCGCCGCCGAGAAGCAGCUGGCCCUCAAACUCGGACGGGAGACCAAAGUGACGGCGCUGGACCAGCAGCCGAUGGAGAUGUACGAGGACGAGGGGGAGGAGGAGGUGGGCCUGGGCGGCGAGGCGCUUCAGCAGGGCCGCGGCGGCGGCGCCGAGCAGAAGAUGGUCGCCGUCCAGGGUCAGGACGGACAGCAGUAUGUCGUCCUCGAGGUCAUCCAUCUGCAGGACGCCAACGGCGAGGAGCAGACGGUGGCCGUGGUGCCCGACUCGGCGCUGAGCCAGGCGGCCGGCGCCGGCGGCAGCGGCAUCGACAUGCAGCUGGCCGCCGGCCCGGCCGCCUCCUCCAUCGACGCCGCCCAGCUGGGCACCGACGUCAGCCUGGCCGACGACGGUCUGCCGGCCGACCUGCUGCCCCAGGCGGCCGGCGAGGGCGCCGGCGGUGAGCAGCCGCGCCGGCCCACCACGCCCGGCGGACGGCGGCGCGUCGACGACCAGGCCGUCCAGAAGAGCAAGCAGGACAUGCAGAACUGCUUCGGCUUCGACGACGACGAAGAGGACGUGGACUUUCUCGCGGCCGGCGGUAAGAAGGAAGCCGUCGAGAUGAUGUAAGACGAUCACUCCUUACCGAUGAGAGUCUGCCACACACAUACACACGACUCGAGCGGCAGAAGAGGCACAUGUGCCUCCGUGACCGACGGUAGUGUCACUACACUGUGUGAAACACUGAAGUCAACGGAUCUGUGCACAGUUUGACAUCUGCACAAUCGGGAUGUGAAGAACUCAGAGCUAUGUAGACGAGUGGUGAACUGCUCUGGAUCAGAGCGCUAGUGAAUGGGAUGGGGACGGGCGGGGUUCGGGCGGGCAAGGCAUGGGGAGGAUGGGGUCUUAGUACUAGAUAGAUUAGGCUGCCUAGAGUGUGCGUGUGUGUUGUGUCGUGCAUGUGCUUGUACGGGCGAAUCGAUUUGCGAAUGACGUGUAGCGUAUGCGGUGUAAACUCUAAGUUGUCAGGUGUUUGUGAAUUAAUUUUGAGACAAUAUGCGCGCCGCGGUUCCCGUUAUAAUUUUGUACAUGUUUGUGGCGUUGUGGCACGGUGUCGAACCCUCUCGAAUAUCCUGAUAUUCGAGUCCGCGCGUCCGGUCGGGAACACGGUAGGAGUGGUGUCGCCUGCCGUCUCCGUGGCUGUACGCCGUCUCCGGUACGAAACCUCCCGCCCUGGGUUUCGUCCGCCGCGCAGAGAUCUCUCGUCCUGUCCCUGUCGCGUGUACCGUGAGUGCUUCAAUAUCUGUGUAUUCGUGAGUGUCUGUGCAUGCACUUGAUCCGCCGUGUAGUCUUCUGUGUAUUGUGUGUGGCGCACUCCGCGCUCUGCGUCGUAGGCCGCCGGAGACGACUGCCGUUCGCUGGCACGAGCGGUGUGUGGUGCGGCGUCGGUGACUGGCCCGCCGCUGGGAGGUAUAGGGGUCGCUGUGUGCGGCGGGGGAGCCGCGCAGCUGGUGGGAUCUCUGAGCCGAGAGGACGGGUGCCGCGGUCGGGCGAGCGAUGGAACUUUGCGCAAAGGGCUGCGAGGAUAUCGGCACCCGGGGAACCAGCUAUGGUUAGCUUGCUGCUGUAUGGUGUCAUUGCAAACUACCCUGGUCAAACGGACAUUUCGGUUUCUUCACGUGUGUACGGUGUCUCGUGUUCGAUGGACGCGUAGUAAGCGGAAUUCGGAACUCUGCUCUACAUGGUAUCAUAUUUAGGAAUAAAUAUAUCUGAAAUCA